GUCGAGAGCCAGGUGUUCGACCGUGUGCACCGUCUCGGACAACCGAAAGACGUCUUCGUACAUCGGCUGGUCAUUGCAAACACAGUAGAAGAUCGUAUCCUAGCCAUUGAGGAUCGUGAGAGGGAGUCGGCAGAUCGUAGUCUCGGAGAGGGUCUGGAAAGACGAUCGGCCGGAAGUUCGCCCUUAUACGUAUACGUCUUUUACUUAUGCCGCGUGGGGUGUGGCGUGGAGCCCAAUGCUGGCUUAUUUCGGCACUUCGUAGGUGUGAGCAUGAGAGAGCUCAGGAAUUCAUUCGGUUUGAACGGUCGCGGAGAGGUGAUCUUCGAUGACUAA
Stereum hirsutum FP-91666 SS1 is the source of this 333-nucleotide messenger RNA. RefSeq lists its product as uncharacterized. NCBI's taxonomy places the organism in Eukaryota, Fungi, Basidiomycota, Agaricomycetes, Russulales, Stereaceae. The annotation marks the transcript as partial. The record is from RefSeq and is a predicted model, not a curated record. The transcript has a single exon. Gene Ontology annotation, cellular component: cytoplasm.